Pogona vitticeps (central bearded dragon) is the source of this 2711-nucleotide messenger RNA. NCBI's taxonomy places the organism in Eukaryota, Metazoa, Chordata, Lepidosauria, Squamata, Agamidae. The record is from RefSeq and is a predicted model, not a curated record.
AGAAAAAGAAGGAGAGAAAAGAAAAAGAAGAAAAUUUUGGACUACUUGUGGCACAGUCUGGUACAAGCUAUUUCCCAAUGACCAAACAACAGGCGGGAAAUUGCAAACAAGUCUGACUCUGAUCCAUGCCCAAACUGCAGCAGGUUAAUUCAUUUGGGGGGCUGAGCUGGAGCAAUUCCUGAAUAAAUGGAAGGAUUGCUCUAAAGGCGAUUGCUCCCAGCAGAGCGACCCUUUCCAGUGUGGGCAGUUAUGAUCCUUCCUUGCAGUUUGAUUGCACCCUAACAAAGCUGCCUCACUGGAGAUUUCUUUCUUUAAAAUGUUAUCAUGUUUUUCUAACUGGCUGACUAUGUAAAAUAAAAGUUAUUUACAUUUAAAGUCUUCUAAUAUAUAUAUUUUUAUGCACAGAAUAAAAUGCUCAUCAAAAUAGAAGCAUUCUUGAAUAAUAAUCUUUUAACUGCAAUUGAAUUGAGCAGCAUAUCUGAGCAUAUUCCAAAAUCUGUAACAUUGGAAGAAGAGCAGUGUAACAGUUUUGACCACCAAGUUCGAUCUAUUGGGCAACAUGUGAACUCUCCAUAUAUUGCAAAACAUGAAGAAAAAAAGCAAGAUAAAAUAUUUACAUGUGGAGCAGAAGACUGUAUCAAACAGAUUUCUGUUCUAUCGACUGAAACUGCAGCAGAUCAGAUGAAUACUGAGUUAUUUGUUUCAGAAAAAAUGCAACACUCAAGUGAGUCAAAUAAAAUGGAAACAGUACCUGUCAGAAAUAUAUUUUCAAAAGAAAAUCAAUCAAGUGUAGAGCGACUCUCUAGCAAUACCUUGAAUGUGGAUCUGGAUAAUGCAUCUUCUGUAGAAGACUAUGAAAAUAAUUCAAAAGCACAUAAUAGUCCAUUUCCAAUCCAUGGAUAUGUGACGAGAAGAAAGAAACAAGACAUGCUCUGCAAAUCAAUUAUGCCAACUGAUUUUGACACAAAAACAGAUCAGAAAAUCACAUUGCAUUGUAGAACAGAUAUAGUCAGCACAACCAGUGAGAUAUGUAAUGAAAUAGCCCCAAAUGGUGUUCCACCUAUUCAAUCAUGUUUCCAGCCUAGCAAUGAGACUGCUCAAACAGGCAAAGUAACUUUUUCAAAUGAUCAAACAUCAGAAGAAACAGUAUAUGAUACUGAUAUGGAAUUGACUGCUAGUGAACUGGGUGAAAUACUCAUCAUCAAAUCAAAAGGGAGAGAAAGGAAUACUAAUAUAAUUAAAGACAGUAAAAAGUCAACAGAUUUGAAGGAAAUGAAAUAUUCAAAUACAGAAAAACAGAUUAAAGAUAAUUUUAAAUGUAACAAAAAAGAUGACAAAAAUAUUCAAAAAAAUGGAAAGGUCAACAAGACCAGAAGCACUGCAUAUAAAACAAAUCUACCACCAAAAAAGCAGUUGUCCCAAAGAAAAACAUUUCAAGGUGAAAAAUUUAAGAAUACCAGUCCACAUAAUUUUGGAAAGAAUGUCAGGAACAGUAACAAAACGGACAGACAGAUUCAUCAAGUAAAUCUAGAAAACCAAAAGCAAACUACAAACAUUUUACAAACAGAAAAUGUGAAAGACACCAUUUUUGAAACAGUCAAAAAUUUGGACAACCAGGCUACAGUACAUGACUUUAGUGCAUCUAGCAGUGACGACUUAUUAAAAAGCUGUUCUGCUGAAAGCUUACCUCUGAAAGAGAGAGAGAUCUCUGAAGUAAUAGUCACAAAACAGCAUUCAUAUGCAAAGACAGAGAGUGAAAAGACCAAUGCAAAGAAUAGAUACAAUAAAGAAAUCAUUUGUAACUACAAUAUAACAGAGAAAUCUACUUAUGUGGUAGAUGUUCCAAAGGCAGAUCAAAGUAAUACGGAGAGAUGUCACAAAGAGUUGUCACGAAGUGAUAAAAGGAGAAUAUUUGCAAAAGCUAGCCGGAAGACACAUAUUAUAUACCCAAACUCUCAUCAUCAGAAAAAAACGUUUGUGAGAAAAGAAUUACAAGAUGAAAACAUUCCACCAACUGAUAGCCACAUGACAACUGAAAACAAGCGAAGAACUUUUAAUGAUCAGAAUGUUCGAGCUUCGUGCCCCCAACAGGAAAUUGAAUUUUGUGAUGAAAUAUUCCCUCCAAAGAUUCAUUAUAUAUCCAAGCCAAACAGAAAGACCUAUGUUGUUUCUUCAUGUCAUCAAAAUAAAAACAUAGAAAAUAUUUCUAAAAGUACUGAAGCAACCACUGAAUUCUGUAAAGUUCCAAAACACAUUUCUAUUCUGAAAAGCCCUGAAGUUUUACAAAGAUAUCAUGAAAAAAAGAUAUGUGCUUCUAUACAGAAGGGAGACAUCAUUUGUGAAGAGUCUCACAACAAGACACCAGUAUCACACUUUGGGAAUAAACCUCUUCAAGAACUUACAAACAUCAGUAUACAUUGUCUUCCAAAUCCCAAGAAAGAUUUAGAAGAAAACUCCACACCACCUAUUAGACGCAGGCGAACAACAAUUUGCUACAAAGAACCCAAUAUCAAGAGCAAACUGAGGAGAGGAGAUGAAUUCACAGAUAAAGGUUUUCUGAAUUCUCCAGUUUUUAAAAUAAAAAAUAAGCAAAGUUUUAAAAGUAAAUCAAGAUUAAUGUAAGAAGAGCACACUGAAAUCCAACCAACUGUAUAAAUACCUGCUUCUUAAACACAUUAUAUAGUUUCUUCCUUAUUCUGCACAAUUUUACU